Molecule: messenger RNA, 1344 nt
Organism: Rattus rattus (black rat)
Lineage: Eukaryota; Metazoa; Chordata; Mammalia; Rodentia; Muridae
Gene: Smoc1
Product: SPARC related modular calcium binding 1
Exons: 12
Coding region: 1-1332 (443 amino acids)
Biological process (GO): extracellular matrix organization
Cellular component (GO): basement membrane
Molecular function (GO): calcium ion binding; heparin binding; protein binding
Source: RefSeq, a predicted model, not a curated record
AUGCUGCCCGCGCGCGUCCGUCUGCUCACGCCCCACUUGCUGCUCGUGUUGGUGCAGUUGUCCCCGGCCGGCGGCCACCGCACCACCGGCCCCAGGUUUCUAAUAAGUGACCGUGACCCUCCGUGCAACCCCCACUGCCCCAGGACUCAGCCCAAGCCCAUCUGCGCGUCUGACGGCAGGUCCUAUGAGUCCAUGUGUGAGUACCAGAGAGCCAAGUGCCGAGACCCUGCCCUGGCCGUGGUCCAUCGAGGUAGAUGCAAAGAUGCUGGCCAGAGCAAGUGUCGCCUGGAGAGGGCUCAGGCCUUGGAACAAGCCAAGAAGCCCCAGGAGGCUGUGUUUGUCCCAGAGUGCAGCGAGGAUGGUUCCUUCACACAGGUGCAGUGUCAUACGUACACAGGGUACUGCUGGUGUGUCACCCCAGACGGGAAGCCCAUCAGUGGCUCGUCCGUGCAGAAUAAAACUCCUGUAUGUUCAGGUCCAGUCACCGACAAGCCCUUGAGCCAGGGUAACUCAGGAAGGAAAGAUGAUGGCUCUAAACCCACGCCCACGAUGGAGACCCAGCCUGUGUUCGAUGGAGAUGAAAUCACAGCCCCUACCUUAUGGAUUAAGCACUUGGUAAUCAAAGACUCCAAAUUGAAUAACACCAAUGUAAGAAAUUCAGAGAAAGUCCAUUCUUGUGACCAGGAGAGACAGAGCGCCCUGGAAGAGGCCCGGCAGAAUCCUCGAGAGGGCAUUGUGAUCCCCGAGUGUGCUCCUGGUGGGCUCUAUAAGCCGGUGCAAUGCCACCAAUCCACGGGCUACUGCUGGUGCGUCCUAGUGGACACAGGGCGCCCAUUGCCGGGGACUUCCACACGCUAUGUGAUGCCAAGUUGUGAGAGUGACGCCAGAGCCAAGAGUGUAGAGGUGGAUGACCCUUUCAAGGACAGGGAGUUACCAGGCUGUCCUGAAGGGAAGAAGAUGGAAUUUAUCACCAGCCUGCUGGAUGCCCUCACCACAGACAUGGUUCAGGCCAUUAACUCAGCAGCGCCCACUGGAGGUGGGAGGUUCUCAGAGCCAGACCCCAGCCACACCCUGGAGGAGCGGGUGGCACACUGGUACUUCAGCCAGCUGGAUAGCAACAGCAGUGAUGACAUUAACAAGCGGGAGAUGAAACCGUUCAAGCGCUAUGUGAAGAAGAAAGCCAAGCCCAAGAAGUGCGCCCGGCGCUUCACCGACUACUGUGACCUGAACAAGGAUAAGGCCAUCUCGCUGCCUGAGCUGAAGGGCUGCCUGGGUGUUAGCAAAGAAGCUCAGUGGCUGCUUCUGAAUGGACACGGAGGCAGGCUAUCCUGAUCUGCUUCCUGG